AUGCCUGAAGCCGUUGGUAUUGCAAACUUGCCCAACCAGAGAUACAAAAUCAUCUCUCGAGAAGGGGCCACCUUCACCUUGAUGGUUUGUGGUGAAUCUGGCCUCGGUAAAACCACCUUCAUCAACACGUUGUUUCAAACUCUGUUGAAGGGGUACAAGGACCCCGAAACACGUCACCAAAAGUUCACUCUGGCUCACCAGACUGUUGAAAUUGAUAUCGUCCGUGCUAUCCUUGAAGAAAAGGGAUUCAAGAUUCGCCUUAAUGUCAUUGACACCCCUGGCUUUGGCAACAAUGUCAACAACACUGAUUCUUGGACCCCAAUCAUCGACUUCAUCGAUGAUCAACACGAAUCUUACAUGAAGCAGGAACAGCAACCUCGCCGGCACGAAAAGAAGGACUUGCGUGUCCACGCUUGUCUCUACUUCAUUCGCCCCACUGGUCACUCGCUUAAACCAUUAGAUAUCGAAAUCAUGAAGAGAUUGUCGACUCGAGUCAACUUAAUCCCUAUCAUUGCCAAGGCCGACACUUUGAGCCCCGUUGAAAUGGAAGGCUUCAAAUCGAGAAUAAGAGACAUCAUCGAAGCUCACGAUAUCAACAUCUACACGCCGCCCUUGGAACUCGAUGACCCUGCUUCAGCCGAACACGCUAAGCAAUUGAUCGAAUCGAUGCCUUUUGCUAUCAUCGGGUCGGAAGAAGAAUACGAAACCAGUCUGGGAACGCUUGUUCGCGGGAGAAAAUACCCCUGGGGGUUGGUAGAAGUGGAAAAUGACAAGCACUGCGACUUCAAGAAGUUGAGAUCAUUGUUGUUACGUACCAACAUGUUGGACCUCAUAUUGUCUACUCAAGAAUUGCACUUCGAGACAUUUAGAUCGCUCAAGUUGAGUGAUGAAGACACUAAGGAGGAGGAAGUGAACGAAAAUGGUGAAGUGGUGAAGAGAUCGGUAAAGAAGCCGCGGAGAUUCCACAACCCUAAGUUCAAGGAAGAAGAGGAUGCCUUGAAGAAGUUCUUCACUGAACAAGUGAAGGCCGAAGAACAGAGAUUCCGUCAAUGGGAAACCAAUAUUGUUAACGAAAGAAACCGGUUGAACCAAGACUUGGAAGAAAUGCAGAACAAGUUGAAGACUUUGGAAGAACAAGUCAAGCGCUUGCAAGUGACUAAACGCUGA
Diutina rugosa is the source of this 1167-nucleotide messenger RNA. RefSeq names its product septin (gene CDC12). Lineage: Eukaryota; Fungi; Ascomycota; Pichiomycetes; Serinales; Debaryomycetaceae. Gene Ontology annotation, cellular component: septin complex; septin ring; microtubule cytoskeleton. Gene Ontology annotation, biological process: cytoskeleton-dependent cytokinesis. Gene Ontology annotation, molecular function: GTPase activity; molecular adaptor activity; GTP binding. Bases 1 to 1167 code for a protein of 388 amino acids. The record is from RefSeq and is a predicted model, not a curated record. The transcript has a single exon.